AUGUUGAGUGCCGUCUUCCUCACCAUCUCCCUGCUUUUCUGCUUCCUCCGGAUCUACGUCCACACACCACUUACCCUCAAGUUUAAACCCGAUGACGGAAUAGUCAUUAUCGCCGCGGUGAGCACACCAGACUGUGCUACGUCUUUGCUGUGGCCGAGUCUGCAGCCAAUAGCUUGCAAGAUCAACGGAUCGGCUGCUCAAGUCGAAGAUGCGCAACGAUUUCUGAUAUGCGCCUUGGACGGACAGGAAGUGCAGCAAGAUCCUUCCUUUGAUGGCCGUGAAAAUACAAAACGUGCAGACUUUGGACAGGCCGGGUGUGGCCCUGGGUGCUCGAUCGAAGUAGCUAGCAUCACCUACCUCGUCUGUUCGCCUCGCCAUUCCAUCGCGACAGGCAGUGUGGCUAUGAAUGAGCAAAAACCUCACGGCUGUUGUGAUCCCAGACAAUGCCACCAAUCGACAGAUCCCAGGUCUCUCAUCGUGGCAGAUCACGGCACAGAGUCGCAUUAUCUCGCGGGAUCCAAGCUCGAUUCUCGGGCUGGCUACUAUAGUGGCGAGAAGCCCCGAGUUAAUAUCAAGUCUUCAUGGGACCGGGCACAUUUCGUUGCAAGAACUUAG
Rhinocladiella mackenziei CBS 650.93 is the source of this 615-nucleotide messenger RNA. RefSeq lists its product as uncharacterized. NCBI's taxonomy places the organism in Eukaryota, Fungi, Ascomycota, Eurotiomycetes, Chaetothyriales, Herpotrichiellaceae. The coding region runs from base 1 to 615 and encodes 204 amino acids. The record is from RefSeq and is a predicted model, not a curated record. The transcript is spliced from 2 exons.